Molecule: messenger RNA, 1634 nt
Organism: Osmia bicornis bicornis
Lineage: Eukaryota; Metazoa; Arthropoda; Insecta; Hymenoptera; Megachilidae
Exons: 4
Coding region: 592-1437 (281 amino acids)
Source: RefSeq, a predicted model, not a curated record
AGCACGGGGCGUUCCACUAGUUUAUUUUAAAACAGAAAUGUAACCAGAGUUCAAUAUGAUUAAGAACAUUGACAAGCAAUUAUAAAGCAAAAACUCUAAACCGUUUAAUGUAAGUAUUAAAAAGCUAUAGUAUUAAAAUUACACGGUUGUUUUAUCUUUAUAAUUGCAAGGGUAUAGAUUAUGCUCUUUUGUCAGAGGUGGGAUGUCUGACCGUCAAAUAGACUGUUAAAGGUCAUUAUUCCUUAUCUUACUCGUCUGGUCAAUAUUAUCGACCCUGACAGUAGUGCAAGAGGUUCCAUGGUUGAUUCACGAUUGUUCCCAUAGAAACGUCGCUGGCGAUCGAAUCGUGGCCGCGUGUUCCUUUCGUAUUUGAUACGGUACCAUAUGUGUGUAUGUAUCAGGUAAAGCCUUGUACAGUCUUGCAGAGUUACCGCAGUCUCAAAUAUUGACAUGACCUGUGAUGAACCUCAGCACCGUCUUUUGACAUCCAAGGAUUUCGAACCCAACGUUCGCGCCGGAAGUGGUGUCACACUUGAAGAUCAACCGGUUCGUUGCUCCUCGAAGCAAGAAAACGGGAGAUAGAUGUAGAUAAUGGCCUUCCAGUUGGAUGAUCUCCUUAAAGAAGACAAAAAGGAUGCAAAUUUAUUGCCUGACUUAAGUAAAGCAACCUGCAACUCUCAAGAGGAGUUCAAACGUCUUUUAGAGAAUUGUCCUGAAUUUAAAAUUAAACCAGAAAAGGUAAAAAAGGAUGAUACUAAAGUGCGCGACAAAGAAUUUUCUUGGAAGCCAACUAAAAAGGAAUUAAAAGCAUUUGCAAGAGAAUGGAACUAUGGGAAUCCAAUACCCCCAGACAUGAGAGGCUUGAAUCUUCAUGAAUUACAGCAGGUUGCUAUUGACUGGAGAAUGUUAACACCUAUCAGACCGAAACACCGACAAGAUGAAGAAAUGUUCUCAAGAUUGGUGGAAAUGGGAAAGUUGGAAGCGAAAACGAUCGCUAAAGAACGACGAUCAAACGUAAGUCCUAUCAGACGUAGCAAAAAUCGAGCGGGUGUAAUUGAGAGCAGCGUAAAAAUUUGCACAGAAUGCGGAGACGAAUAUUGUUUCGGUGAAUUCUGUGGAGAUAUUUUAUACGAUUCGUACGUAAGGGUGACUGUGACCACCCAACAACCGAAAGUAAAGGUAUCAGCUGAUACCGAAGCGAUAAUAGCUAAUCUAGAUCGCAAAAAGAAGCAUAAGAAAAGGAGAAAGAUUAAGAGUAAAAUUAGAAAAAGUACCAAGGUAUUGGUUCGAAGCAAAGGAAAGAAGUCUACGAAUAGUGAUUUGGGGAGGAAAAACAGCAAAACCUUGAUAGAUGAUAAUGACAGCGAUUCGAAACCAAUUAAACCAUUCAAGAGAAAAUGUAGUAAAUACACUAAAAAAGGACUACGAAAAUUAUAAUACACUACGGACAAAUUUUCAAUUUCUUAAAACAAAUAAAGGUACUAUGUAGUAUACUUCAGUAGACUGUUGGAGAACAUUAUCGUAAUUGUAAACGUAGAUGGUAUUUGUAAUUGUAAAUGUAAACUCUACUUGUCAUAAUAAUCCAGUAGAAUGGUGGAGGACUAAUUGAUGAAAAAAACAAAAUGGAAAAACAA